This is a messenger RNA of Conger conger (European conger), 1647 nucleotides long. It is a transcript of the gene aldoaa, whose product is annotated as aldolase a, fructose-bisphosphate, a. Gene Ontology annotation, cellular component: cytosol. The coding region runs from base 159 to 1253 and encodes 364 amino acids. Lineage: Eukaryota; Metazoa; Chordata; Actinopteri; Anguilliformes; Congridae. Gene Ontology annotation, molecular function: fructose-bisphosphate aldolase activity. The transcript is spliced from 7 exons. Gene Ontology annotation, biological process: glycolytic process; fructose 1,6-bisphosphate metabolic process. The record is from RefSeq and is a predicted model, not a curated record.
GCCGAGCGCACGCGCCCACCUCUUUUUAUGUCCGGUAGUCAUUUAGAGAAACGCGAAUUCCACCCACAAUCAGCUCUUAUAAAACCAUCUCACGCGUUCUCGUCUUCCAUUUGAGACACUGUUGGACUUCGCCACGCAGACACAUCAACUGAGCCAGAAUGCCUCACGCUUACCCUUUCUUGACUCCUGAGCAGAAGAAGGAGCUCAGUGACAUUGCUCAGAGGAUUGUUGCUCCCGGCAAGGGCAUCCUCGCUGCGGACGAGUCCACAGGCAGCGUUGCUAAGCGCUUCCAGAGCAUCAAUGCGGAGAACACCGAGGAGAACAGGAGGCUGUACAGACAGCUGCUGUUCACCGCCGACGAACGCGUCAAGCCAUGCAUCGGCGGCGUCAUCUUCUUCCACGAGACCCUCUACCAGAAGACCGACGACGGCAAGCUCUUCCCCCAGUUGAUCAAGGAGAAGGGCUAUGUGGUCGGAAUUAAGGUCGACAAGGGUGUGGUUCCCCUGGCCGGCACCAACGGCGAGACCACCACCCAGGGUCUGGACGGUCUGUACGAGCGUUGCGCUCAGUACAAGAAGGAUGGCGCUGACUUUGCCAAGUGGCGCUGCGUGCUGAAGAUCACCCCAACCACCCCCUCCCGUCUGGCCAUCAUCGAGAACGCCAACGUCCUGGCCAGAUACGCCAGCAUCUGCCAGAUGCACGGCAUUGUGCCCAUCGUGGAGCCCGAGAUCCUGCCUGACGGCGACCAUGACCUGAAGCGCUGCCAGUACGUGACCGAGAAGGUCCUGGCUGCUAUGUACAAGGCUCUGUCCGACCACCACGUCUACCUGGAGGGCACCCUGCUGAAGCCCAACAUGGUCACCGCCGGGCACUCCUGCUCCCACAAGUACACUGCCCAGGAGAUCGCCAUGGCCACCGUCACCGCCCUGCGCCGAACAGUGCCCCCUGCAGUGCCCGGGGUCACCUUCCUGUCUGGAGGCCAGAGUGAGGAGGAGGCCAGCAUCAACCUGAAUGCCAUCAACCAGUGUCCCCUGCACAGGCCCUGGGCCCUGACCUUCUCCUACGGUCGUGCCCUGCAGGCUUCCGCUCUGAAGGCCUGGGGAGGCAAGAAGGAGAACGGCAAGGCCUGCCAGGAGGAGUACAUCAAGAGAGCCUUGAACAACAGCCAGGCUUCCCUUGGAAAAUUUGUGACCAGCGGAGAGAAAGGCGCGGCCGCAGGAGAGUCCCUCUACGUGGCCAACCACGCCUACUAGACCCCCCCCCACCACUAACGCACCGUCCCGAGGAAGUGGAACCACCCAGGGCUCCCGCAACACCCCCUCUCAAACUCCUCCCACCUCCCCAUUCUGUGCUAGUGAUGCCAUUUUGAUGUCUAGUGAGGGAGAGAGAAGCACAUGACACAAACAUCGGCGUUUGCUUUUCCGACCUUCGCGCCGGAAAGGGAGAAGAUCUAGAAUUAAUCCGCCCCCAUUCCUGCCUCUGCCCCGCCCGCGGGCUCCGAGCCCCUAUCGGGUGUGCGGGGAUUCCAUUUCCUUUGUGAUGUAAUUACAUGAUUCCACACCACGAGCCUAUGACAGCUAAGGCAGGAAGAUAUUGAGCAUAUUGUAAACACUGGAAAUAGAGAAAUAAAUUAUCUUAUCCACCGUU